Molecule: messenger RNA, 918 nt
Organism: Solanum stenotomum
Lineage: Eukaryota; Viridiplantae; Streptophyta; Magnoliopsida; Solanales; Solanaceae
Exons: 1
Coding region: 1-918 (305 amino acids)
Source: RefSeq, a predicted model, not a curated record
AUGGAUAAGUCUUGGAUUGGAAUGCCAGGAAACACAUCGGAGUAUUUGCUUGGUCUGAAUCAAUUUCUAGAUUUUGCAUUUAACAAUGGAGCUAUAGGAGAUAAAAUUAAAUGUCCAUGUCCUAAAUGUGAUUUUGGAAAGUGGCAAACUAGAAAUAUAGUGUUUGACCAUUUGAUCAACAAGCCGUUCCCAAAGAAUUAUGUCAUUUGGGUUAUGCAUGGAGAAAUGAAUGUGUUUCCUAAUUCGAGAAACACAGAGACCACUCAGGCUAUACCACCCAUUGAAAAUCCAAUAGAAUUAUUGGUUAAUGAAGCAUUCAGGGGCUUAAGGCAUGGGGGUGUUGAUGUAGGUCUAUCACCGGUAGUGGAAGAAGAAGAAACGUUACAUGAUUCGCCUACUUUAAAUAAGAAAAAUUUAUUUGAUAAGUGUUUAUCUGGAUUAAGUGAUAAGGGAAUGACUAUGAUCCUAGAUCUACUUAGGGAUGCAUUUAAAUUUGCAAAGAUCCCUGAUUCUUUUAAUGAGGCCAAGAAAACCAUAAAUAAGUUGAGUCUUGAUUAUAUCAAAAUAAAUGCUUGUCCAACUGAUUGCAUGUUGUAUUGGGAAGAUGAUGUUAAUGCUGAGACAUGUAAGUAUUGUCACACUUCUAGAUGGAAGCCAGAGAAGAAGAGCAAUACAGAUCAUACACCGACCGCAAGUAAGAAGCAAAAGAAGAAGCAAAAGAAGAACCCUGCAAAAAUUUUGCGACACUUUCCCUUAAAACCAAGAUUGCAAAGAUUGUUCAUGUGUUCUAAAAUUGCAGAGCAUAUGAGAUGGCAUGCAGAGGAUGAUAACAAAGAUGGAGCCCUACGACAUCCUAGAGAUGGUGAGGCGUGGAAGAAGUUUGAUACAACUUUUCCUGAAUUUUCUUCUGAUCCUUGA